AUGUUGAAGGGUGUCCCGUGCGUGAAUAUGGACACCUGGCUGGUAGUGUCUCUGUUCGUGUAUGUCCAGUUCUGCUUCAGUUUAGACUAUGAAGGGUCGGCCUACUAUGUCUAUGGAGAUGAUGAAGACACGGACCCCUUGGUGCGCUCCCAUCAAGGUGAAGCACGGCGAUGUGAAUACUAUGGAAACGUGAUGGGAUCGCGCUGUAAGAUCCGCUGUAAGAUCCGCUGUAAGAUCCACUGUAAGAGGGGUUACGAGAUGCAGCAUGGACACGCGGAGGUGGUGUGUUUGGCCAGCAAACACUGGUCAGGGAACUACGCCUGCAGGGAGAUCCGGUGUCCUAAGCUGCAGAUGCCUGUGAACGGGGGCUAUACGUGUUCAGACGGCUCCUACCUUAACUCCCGCUGUGAGUUCUUCUGCUCCCCUGGAUACAAUCUGAAGGGGCCCAAUACUGUCACCUGCCAGUACCACAAGACCUGGACCUCAGGAGAGAGCGUCUGUGUGGAUGACGUCCCAAUAAUAAAGUGUCCUAACCUGAAGGAGAAGACAGCAGAGCCGAGCAGGCUCACAGCCAGGGUGACCUGGGACACACCAGAGGGCAAGGACACGGCUGACGGCAUCCUCACCGAUGUUACAUUGAAAGGGAAGCCUCCUGGACACUUCCCUGAGGGUCUCCAUAAGAUGUCCUACACCGUCUACGACCGCGCCGGGAAUAAGGGCAGCUGCAGCUUCUCUGUCAGAGUACGAGUGCGUCGCUGCAGCCCCAUGACCCCUCCAGACAACAGUUUUAUGAAGUGUGAUAGCGAUGGUAAUAACUAUGGAGCAACCUGUGAGUUCAAGUGUACAGGAGGGUAUGAGCUGCAGGGCAGCGCUGCGAGGGUGUGCCAGCAUGGUCUCACCUGGUCGUGCCUGGAUACAGCCCUUAGCCCUAUGAACAUCAACGUGGGGGUGCGUACGGCCUCGGGUCUGUUGGACCAGUUCUAUGAGAAACAACGUCUCCUCAUCAUCUCUGCUCCCACAGCUGCCAAUCAUUAAUACAGGUUCCAGAUGACUGACCUACAGCAUGCCCAGUGUGGUCUGGACCUCAGGCAUGUGACAAUGAUUGAGCUGGUGGGGAUUUACCCAGCACAGAUCGGCCGUAUCCGCCACAGACUUAUCCCUCCAGGGCUGGCCCUACAACUCAGGUUAUUACUCCAGAUCUCCCAUAAUAACUUCAACAUGGUGAUGAUUGACAAGCAGGGGAUGGACAGGGAGCGCUACAUGUACCCCAUCACCUCAGCCCAGAUCUUCACCACCAUUGACACCUGGCAGGGACGCAUAGAUGAGAUGGUGCAGCAGCAGGAGGCAGGCCACACCUGCCAGUAGUACAACAGCUCCACAAUGCCCUCACCCAAAAAAAGCCCACUACCCCCAACCAGAAUCAUAUAGAGAGUGGGCCCAGGUUUUAGAACGGCUGCCAUGUUAGUGCCUUCAUUCUUGCUGUAAACAAUAACAACAGAGCAGUGUUUUGUGUUUAACAGACAUUUUUAUUGAUCAGUAUUUGGGAUAAUUAUGUGUAUUGAAGUCUGUACUGUGUUGUGGCGUCAACAAAUUGCAUAUCUGCUUUCACUAGACAUCUUCAUAGGUUUAGAAAACUAUCAGCAUAACGUGGAAGCGUCAAUAUUCACUUAGUAACGGCUAUGGAAGAGAAAGUGCCGCUUCCGUUCAGACAAUGCGCAUUGGCCCAACUCUCUCUCUCUCUCUAUAUAUAUAUAUGACUCUGCCCCCAACUGUCUCUUUACACCCCCACCCCCUUUCCCUCCCCCUAUGGGACAGUCCUCCCCAUCCCAACAAAGACCCUUCUGUCACUUAAACCCAAUUUACUACUUAAACCAAACUGUCGCUCAAGCUUACUACCUGAACCCAUGACUCCCAUCCUCCACUUCCCCAUAUCAGACCACAGCUAGUCAACUUGUCCCUCACUAGGAGACUCCCUCAAAUGUUUAAACCCUGCAUUUCCCACCAAUGUAACGCCUUUCAGUUAAUUAAAGACGUCCUCCAGCGAUGUUUGAAGUUUUACUGUUGAAAACAGUUUCCCCGUCUAUAAAUACAGUAAACACAAACUAAAGGGUAAAAACAACUUUUGAGCAAAAUACUUGUCACACCCUGAUCUGCUUCACCUGUCCUUGUGCUUUUCUCUACCCCCCUCCAGGUGUCGCCCAGCUUCCCCAUUAUCCCCUGUGUAUUUAUACCUGCGUUCUAUGUUUGUCUGUUGCCAGUUUGUCUUGUUUGUGAAGUCAACCAGCAUUUUUGUAUUCAGCUCCUGCUUUUCCCCAGUCGCUCUUUUCUCGUCCUCCUGGUUUUUGACCCCUGCCUGUCCUUAACCCUGUAUGGCAACCCGCCUGACCACUCUGCCUGACCCUGAGCCUGCCUGCCGUUCUGUACCUUUGCCCCUGUUGCUGUAAUAAACAUUGUUACUUCGACACGGUCUGCACCUGGGUCUUACCUUGAUUCCUGAUAAUAGUGUUUUUUAGACAAACUUCCAGGAGUUGGUCUGAUGUGAAUCUGAAACGUCUCGGUUGAGGAACAAUAGAGAACCAAAGAGGAAAUGUCCACCCCCCCACUUGUCAUCAAAUACCUGGACCACCUAUUGUGACGGGCCUUUUUUUUUACCUUGUAGUGUGUGUACUUUACUGUAUUUAUAUUUGGGAAAUCGCUUUUCAACAGUAAAAAUUCAAACAUCGCUGGAGGACGUCUAAAUCAGGUGUUGACUGAGGUGAAAAGAAGACUGGAGUGCCACUUUAACAGCGUUUCUCAUUGUGAGGAGAGAGGGGGUUCAAUAAAUCAAAUCAAAUCACAUUUUAUUGGCCACAUACACAUGAUUAGCAGAUGUUAUUGCGAGUGUAGCGAAAUGCUUAUGCUUCUAGAUCCGACAGUGCAGCAGUAUCUAACAGGUAAUAUCUAACAAUUCCACAACAAAACCUAAUGUACACAAUCUAGUAAAGGAAUGAGAUAAGAAUAUACACGUAUAAAAUACAUGGAUGAGCAGUGACAGAGCGGCGAAGAUGCAAUAGAUAGUAUAGAAUAGAUAGUGAAGGAUACAGUAUACAGUACAUACAUAUGAGAUGAGUAAUGUGAGAUAUAUAAACAUUCUUAAAGUGGCAUUAUUAAAGUGACUAGUGUUCCAUUUAUUAAAGUGGCCAAUGAUAUGAUAUCAAGUCUGUAGGUAAGCAGCCGCCUCUCUGUGCUAGUGAUGGCUGUUUAACAAUUUGAUGGCCUUGAGAUAGAAGGUGUUUUUCAAUCUCUCAGUCCCAGCUUUGAUGCACCUGUACUGACCUCGCCUUCUGGAUGAUAACAGGGUGAACAGGCAGUGGCUUGGGUGAUAGUUGUCCUUGAUUAUCUUUUUUUUAUUUGUGUGUGUUUAUGAUAGCCGUUGCUAAGUAGGAACCAUUAGUACUGGAACACCUGAUUGGACUUUAAGCUGUGAAGCAUUGAAACCAGGAUGAUUAGAAUGGAAAUAUUACUCUCUCUUCCAUCACUGCAUACUACAGCAGUUAGAGGGCCUAGGCAGAGUGGGUCAUCCAUCACAAUCAUAUUGAUUCUUGUACUCGUCAGUUUGUAUGUUUGUUUUUUAAAGGCCCAUCAAAUAAUUUCUGGGUAACAAUGAAAUACCUUACUGCAAUAGACUUCCAUAAAAAUGUGCAAAAAUAGAUUUUUAAAAACAAAAAAAAAUUCUUAAGCAUGAAUGUUGGGAGUGGUCUGAGUGGGUUUUGGAAAACUGAAAACAAUCUGUUAUUUGUCUAAUAAAGGUGGAAUAUGCAGAAAUAGCUCCCAUUUUCUGGUUGCUACAAUUCUAAUAGUUCGCCUAAUUUUAGUUUGUGUGACAAAACAAGCAAGUAUAGUGUAGAGAAUCAUUGUACCAUAUAAACUGCUGUGAAAUAUAUUUUCACUAACCAAAAAUAUUGUAUUUUCAGCUGUUUGAAGCUAGUGUACAAAACCGAAUGUAAGAGAUGCAAAAACUAAACUUAAGAAUGGGAAGCAUAGACAUAGCGCCCAUAGAACAAAUCUAUUGCUUCUUAGAGUUGCUUUCAAUGAGAAUGACAGAUCUAUAACUCACACUUACAUAUUGCAGCUUUAACCAUUUUACCGCAUGGUGAAGUUACCAUGGAAAGCUGAAACUCCUGCCCAUGUAAACCUGCUGAUUAGAUGGUCCUGUAUAGAAUGUAUUUUCAACCAGCAACUAUCAGGAAAUAACACUAAUCAUAAUUUGUUCACACUGGACGCCCACACACACUGGAUCUGAUACCGACAGUUACACAACACACAGAAAAGUUUGUUCUCAACAUACAUAGAAGUCAUCUGAGGAAUGAUAUGUGUUUUUUAUUUCUUCAAAAUAUUCUGAUAACACAUUUUAAACAAAAUAACAGAUUGAUUCAGUCACAUUGCCAUGUCAAAUCGAACAAUCUAGAUUUGAAUGAGAGGACAUUAAAACAGAGACAAUAACAUGCUGUUAGACACGUCAAGUGUUUCUUCAGUAGCAGGGUAUUGCACGCAACUCAUCUACACAGUAAAUGCCAUUUUAAUAGUAUUAUUAUUACUGUAUUCUGUAGUUUUCAAUGGUUGUUUACACUCAGAAUUCAGAGCAUAACAGGAACUCA
Messenger RNA from Salmo salar (Atlantic salmon), 4637 nucleotides. NCBI's taxonomy places the organism in Eukaryota, Metazoa, Chordata, Actinopteri, Salmoniformes, Salmonidae. The record is from RefSeq and is a predicted model, not a curated record.